AUGCCUAUUGGAUCAUCUCUACCUUCAAAAUCAAUAGGUCCACAACUACCUCUGGAGUACUCGCGAAACCUAGCAAACGAAGAGGACGAGGAUGAAGACGAUGACUCUUAUGCACCUGCUCUCCCGCCAGACAUGCUUCCUCCUGCACGAUCGACCUUUGCGUCGGCUCCCAUGUUCAUAAAGCGACCUUCAUUUCCUCCACGCCCUGUCCAUGACGAUGUGGAUAACGACGAUGACUAUGGCCCAAUGCCACUCCCAACAGGUGGCUCCUCUUUACUGAGAAAGGACAGACACGAUGGCGUUCGUGAGUUCUUAGAACGUGAGGAAACGAGGAAACGGAAUAUCGAGGUCAUUGAUGAAAGCCGUGGUUUAUACUCUCGGAAGGAAGCAGCAAGGCCCAAAAAACUAAAACGAGAUGAUUGGAUGCUUGUACCACCCAAAUCCUCAGACCUUCUUGGGCACCUCGACGUAACAAAACUCAAAGCCCGCCAGUUUUCCCGGAGCAGUGGAGACAAACGAGAAUCAGGUCCAUCACCACUUUGGACAGAAACGCCUGCCGAACGUCAGAAACGUAUAGCAGAAGAGGUCAUGGGGAAACGAAAGCGUACUGAAGAAAGUGGCAUCGCUGACCCGGCGGUCGAUGAAGAAGAUAUUGUGGAGGAAAGAAAACGGAGAAAGAGAGAUGCUGAUAUUAACAAAGUUGUCGAAGAACAUAACAAAUCAUCCAGAGGCGCAUCCCUCGUUGACAUGCAUACCACUUCCAGAUCCUCACCCUCUUCGUCCAAGCCUGACACCAACAAACCCCCUGGAAUAUGGGACCACUCGCGUGACAUGGCAGUCACUGGUAGACUUCUGGAUGACGCUGCGCGGAACCGAGUGAUCCGAGACGCGAAGGGAUUGGGUGAUCGGUUUGGCACUGGAAGAAGCGGGCGAUAUAUGUGA
Cantharellus anzutake is the source of this 942-nucleotide messenger RNA. RefSeq lists its product as uncharacterized. The transcript has 4 exons. The record is from RefSeq and is a predicted model, not a curated record. Lineage: Eukaryota; Fungi; Basidiomycota; Agaricomycetes; Cantharellales; Hydnaceae. Bases 1 to 942 code for a protein of 313 amino acids.